Molecule: messenger RNA, 2082 nt
Organism: Cucurbita maxima (winter squash)
Lineage: Eukaryota; Viridiplantae; Streptophyta; Magnoliopsida; Cucurbitales; Cucurbitaceae
Product: UBP1-associated protein 2C-like
Exons: 2
Coding region: 86-1393 (435 amino acids)
Molecular function (GO): RNA binding
Source: RefSeq, a predicted model, not a curated record
UGUUUAGGAAUUUGUAGGAUUUUCUUUAGGGUUUACGCUCUCUUUCCUGUGUUCCCUCCACCACCACGUCGUUCUUGACUCGACCAUGGACGUCGUUAAGAAGCGAAAGAUGGACGAAAACGGCGUCCCUCUUACCGACUCCGACGAUUCGUCUUUAAAACUUUCACCGGAAGAUGCUCGCAAGAUCAUCGAACGGUUCACUCCGGAUCAACUCAUCGACAUUCUUCAAGACGCGGUUUCCUGUCAUUCGGAUGUGCUUGACGCAGUACGUUCUGUUGCUGAUCAAGAUGUUGCUCAGCGUAAGCUCUUUAUUCGUGGGCUUGGUUGGGACACUACGACCGAUGGUCUCCGGAAGCUUUUUUCUAUAUAUGGCGAAUUGGAAGAGGCCGUCGUUAUUUUAGAUAAGGCCACGGGGAAGUCGAAAGGGUAUGGGUUUGUUACGUUUAAGCAUGUUGAUGGUGCUCUACUGGCUUUGAAAGAACCGAGUAAAACGAUUGAUGGGCGUGUCACUGUGACUCAAUUGGCAGCUGCAGGAAAUACUGGGUCUAACUCCAACGCCCCCGAUGUGUCGAUGAGGAAAAUUUACGUGGCUAAUGUGCCGAUUGACAUGGCUGCUGAUAAAUUGCUUGCGCAUUUUGUUCUGUACGGGGAGAUUGAGGAAGGGCCUUUGGGAUUCGAUAAGCAGACGGGGAAGUGUAGGGGUUAUGCAUUGUUUGUCUACAAGAAGGCGGAGGGUGCACAAGCGGCGUUGGUGGAUCCGAUUAAGACUAUUGAAGGGCGACAAGUAAGCUGUAAAUAUGCCAAUGAUGGAAAGAAGGGAAAGCCUGGAGGUUCUGGGCCUGAUGGCGUUCAGGGCUCUGUUGGUAAUCAAGGUAAUGUUCAUGGAGAUGGGAUGGGUAUGCCUUCGCAGGCUCCGAUGCCUGGUUCAAUGGGUGGACAGUAUGGGGGACCUGGCGGCCUUGGAUCAUACGGUGGGUUUUCAGGAGGUCUCCAUGGUCCACCACAGCUUGGGCAUAAUACGCUGAACUCGUCGUUGGGACCAGGCUUGUCUUCUAUGGGUAGUCAAACACAAAAUUCUCUGAAUGGUACUGGUGGGUAUGGUGGUGGGCUUGGCGGCGGCCCUUACGGUGGUCCUGGGUCAACUGGCUUUUCUGGUCUGAGUGCUGGUCCAGCCGGCGGCCAGGGAAGUUCUGGUGCUGGAACGGGAUCUGUUUUGUACAGGUUGCCCCCGAAUUCUGGGGGAGUUCCUUCUAAUGGUUAUCCAGAUAGUUUGCCAUAUAGUUUGUCGUCUUCGUCUGGUUAUCUAAAUCCGCACCCACACACCACGGGUACAUCACCGGCGCCCCGAGUGACGCCUGGGGGCAUGUACCCUAAUGUACCGCCAUUUUAUUGAGAUUAGAAUUCCCUUUGCAUUAUGAGGUGGGAUGAUGAAGCAAGUUCAACCUGGGUAUUUGAUUCAGUUUAUCUUGUUGGAUGCAGAUGCUUAUGUGCUUCACCUGAUUGCGUAGAAUGCCGACUAUCGAUCUGAUUUGGUGAAUGUAUUGGCUUUGCUUUUGUGACCUCUUUUCUAGAUGUUUUUGAGUGCUUGUAGAAAGAAAUCAUUCCAUGGUGUUUUUGUACUUGUCUACAAUUAAUAUGCUUUUGGUUUCAUCCCUUCCAAAAUAGUCUAACAAGUGAUCGCUUAUUUCUGUGCCCCCCCUCUCUUUGCUGGGCUAAAGCCCUCUCUACAAUUUUAAGCAUUGGGAAGUGGUUAAUGCUCUUAUGGUUUGGUAUGUCUGCUACCUGUUGAAGAGAGGCUUGCCUUUUGCACGUGUAACGAUUUUAGUAUUCCAGCUCUCUUUGUAAUUGUACUCGUGAUUAGAAGGAUACUGUGGCAGGGUCCGUUCUUGCAGUUCCUUUGUUGGUUGUUUUUUUUUUUUUUUUUUCGUUGGUGUUAGGACUGUGUUUCUGUGCUGCAUGCAACUCAUUUGGUCUUGGAUGGAUGCACCUAUUGAUGAUUUAAUACUUUUGAACCAAACAUUAGAUUUUGUAUUUGUGGUUCAGUGAAUUAAAUUAUAUAUGCAUUUGGGCAAUUUGAUGAGA